This is a messenger RNA of Myripristis murdjan (pinecone soldierfish), 2460 nucleotides long. It is a transcript of the gene gpr137, whose product is annotated as G protein-coupled receptor 137. Lineage: Eukaryota; Metazoa; Chordata; Actinopteri; Holocentriformes; Holocentridae. The transcript is spliced from 8 exons. The record is from RefSeq and is a predicted model, not a curated record. Gene Ontology annotation, cellular component: lysosomal membrane. The coding region runs from base 368 to 1528 and encodes 386 amino acids. Gene Ontology annotation, biological process: positive regulation of TORC1 signaling.
GCGAUUUCCUGUCGUUGCUGAUUGGCGGUUAGAAUCUCAAGUCGUGGCUCCGCCUAUCAGACGUUACGCAGCUGCUGCAAGGCGGAAGUGGAGGAUUAGAACCAGCCAGGAUCAGUCGCCUGUCCCCUCGUCGUGAAGCUCAAUGUCCAGCGCAAACUAAGGCUCCUCUUCUGAACCCUUCAGACUGAGAAGAGCAGGCUGUCUUUUCUUUACCGAGAUGGAUGCUUCCUUACUGCCGCUCCUAACAUGGCCUCUAUAAUAUCAUCACUUUCUUAUUUUGAAUGCUUUUGAUGUACUCUUAAUAACCCACUACAAGAAGACCCUCCCUCUCACUGCUCAGCCCUGCAGUAGUCAGUCAGGCAUCCCGAUGGAAGCUACAGUCACACCAGCUCAUCCCACCAAUUCGUGCACCCUGCCUCCCCCUGUCCCCCUGCGGCCAGCCGUGGCCCCCUCCGUCGAGCUUGGCUUCACCAUCCUCUACACGACUCUGUAUGCCGGCCUCUUCCUGGUGGUAUACGCCCAGCUAUGGCUUCUCUACCACUACCGGCACAAGAGGUGCAGCUACCAGAGCGUCUUUCUGUUCCUGUGCUUGUUCUGGGCAGCCCUGCGCACCACCCUCUUCUCCUUUUACUUCCGUAACGCCCUGGAGGCCAAUCACCUGCCCGUUCCGGUCUACUGGCUGCUCUAUUGCUUCCCUGUCUGUCUGCAGUUCUUCACGCUGAGCCUUAUCAACCUGUACUUUACUCAGGUGUUGCUCAAAGUGAGAGAGAUGUACAGCUCACAGGAGGACAGAGGCCUGUGGCUGGCACGCUGCACAUACGGCACACUGAGCGCCAUAUUCCUCUGUGUCAACGUGGUUUGUGCGGUUCUCGGCAAGCGAGGCGGCGACGGGUCAGGGGGACGGACCUGGACGCUGGUCCUGGUUCGAGUUCUGGUCAACGACAUGCUCUUUAUUCUGGAAGCGGUGUGUCUAGCCGCCUUGCUGUUGCUUCUGACACGACACUCGCGCUCCACCAGCCCCUACCUGAACAGCAAGGGUACAACAGUGUGCCGCACAGCAGCGUUAGGGGCGGCAGUCAUCCUGCUGUUUGCCAGCCGAGCCUGCUACAACCUGGCUGUCCUCAUUCUGUCCCAGAGCCGCCGGGUGGAGUCGUUUGACUUUGACUGGUACAACAUCUCCGACCAGGCUGACCUGCAUAAUGAGCUGGGAGACAGGGGCUACCUGGCCUUCGGUGCCAUCCUCUUCAUAUGGGAACUGCUACCAACCAGUCUGCUCAUUCUCAUCUUCAGGGUUCGCCGACCCAAUCAAGAGGCCAGCAGCAUGACCAUCAACAACAGGGUUCUACCUCGCCCUUAUUUCUUUGAUGACCCUCAGGGGAGCAACGAGGACUCGCCUGUUCCUUGGACGCGCAGUUCACUGCCACACUCGAGCUGGUACGGAUCGGAGACCACGCCCCUCCUGUUCGCCAGCAACCCCGUGGACCAGAGCAACCAGCACCAUUCCUUCUACUCCACCCCCCAGAACUGACCCACACGCCACACUUGAUCGGGACUGUGGCAAAGUCGUCCUUGGCGACGCUCGUCUCCAAGAGGUGGCACACACCAGCAACCAGCCAGUAGUACCUCAUCCUGUCGGCAGUUUGUUUGCACUGAAAAUCUCAGGAAAGUCACUCGAAGAUGAAUAUGCACCUUUUUGAAAUUUUUUAAACUCAUUAGAAACGAGAUACCAGGUCAGCAGAGAAUUUAGUGAAACUGAGUUGUUUCUCAGUUCAAAGGGAACAAAGUGUUAGCCAAGCUGACUACUGGGCAGGAAGUGGCCUGCCAGACGUAAAUGGCUAACCAAUGUGCUUUAAUGGUCUCCGUAAAGGGCAUUCUGAGUGGCACUACAUUUGCCCAAACAGUUCCAGAAAACAGUCAUUUUAUCUGUUAGUUUUUUGUUGUCAGUCGUACCAGUUGGUACCAUGUAUUAACAAUGCUAAUUUGCAUAAUCAUAAAGCUGAGAUGCCAAUAACUUUUUUUCAUACUGUGUUAACCGUUUCAAAGGGAGUUCAGGCUAAAAUUCAAAUUAUCAAGGUAUGUCUGACAGCAAAGGACUGUUUUUGACAGGACCAGUACUGUUUCCCAAUCCACUAAGCAAUAUGUACCACUACUGUUAUUUACAUAGCUACACCUUUACAGUCAGCUUUUCCUGUGUACUUUUGUUGAUUUUAAAUUCUUGACAAUUAAUUUUAUGUCUUGUAUUAUUGUAUGUCAGUGACACUUUAACUUAUUUUGUAACCAGGGUUUUACCUCUCUUUGUACAAUAGCUAAAUAUAAAAAAAGAUUCCUUCAGUUUUUUUUCCUGUCAGGACUGAGGCUCUUCCUCAUAGCUAAUGGAACAUAGUCACUCACCUAUGGCAACACAACUGCAAUAUUUACCAUGUGACCCUCAAUACAAUAAAAAACAUAGAAACUGCUUCA